Mugil cephalus (flathead mullet) is the source of this 1241-nucleotide messenger RNA. RefSeq lists its product as uncharacterized. Lineage: Eukaryota; Metazoa; Chordata; Actinopteri; Mugiliformes; Mugilidae. The transcript is spliced from 2 exons. The coding region runs from base 145 to 1026 and encodes 293 amino acids. The record is from RefSeq and is a predicted model, not a curated record.
AACUCCAACCCACAGCAUGUGAUUUCCCAGCAUUCAGUGUGUUCUCUCUAUAUAAACCUGAUGUGGUUCUGUGGUUCUGAACAGCAGCUUUGAGCCGACGACCGAUUCAAACAGCCAACCACUGUCUGCAGACACGAAAUCAAAAUGACCACCUACAUCACUGAACUCGCUGUGUCUCUGAAUGAAGCUGAAGAGAGUCAGCUCCGUAAACGAAACUUCCAGAAAAUUUAUGUUAAUCUGUACCAAGGAGCCGGAGAAAACGGCAUCUACCUUUGGUACAAAACAGGAAGCUCUGGCCCAAUCACCAGGAUCCAGUUUUCAUUCACCUCCGCGAUGACUAAGGGUCUGAACAACACAGGGUACACAAAGAUCGACAAAGAUCUCAAUGCUGGAACAGAGGGGGACAACAUCUACCUGUGGUUCUACAAUGGUUCCUCAGAGUACGAUGUUCCCAUCGUGAGCAUUGACGUCACGCUAACAGAUGAUGCCCAGAAGUUUAAAUCUGGCUGGGAGAGAUCAGCCUGUGAUCUGAACCGUGAUGCUGGAGGAAAGAUGAUCUACCUGUGGGUGAAGAGAGAGAAACCAACGUACAUCUGUGACAUCACUGCCACUGAGGGUUUUGGAGGAGAUGAUGAGCACUUCAAGAACGGGUUCAUCCGAGUGGAUCAAGACACCAGCAGAGGUGCAGAAGGAUCCUAUGUCUUCAUCUGGUUCCGUCUGACCACUGACAGUAAGAAGGCCAUCAGAGAUCUGCAAAUCUCCAUAAAUCAUGAUCAAUAUGUCAACUAUCAAAAGCAUGGCUAUCAGAUGGUGAACAUAGAUCUCAACCAGGGUACUGGAGGAAACCAGGUGCUCCUGUGGUACAAGAAAGAUCCCAAGUGUGUCAACCCCGUCAAAGAUUUCACUCUGAUCGUCGGCAGCGGUUUCAUCGCUACAUUCAAGGGGGCCGGGGUCGUGGUCAUCGACAAAAGUCUCAAUACAGGAAACAGCAGCUACUAUGACAUGUACCUGUGUUAUUAUCGCUGAGAGUUGUCAUGGUAACAGAGCUGAGCAUGCUCACUGAGGAGAAACAGAAUCAAACAUAUUCCUGUUUAAUUGCUUUGUCUGAUGAAAUUGGAUGAUUUUAAUCACAUAUAAUCUACAAUGAAUCAAAUGAAUCAAACUGUUUGAUGUGUUCUUGAAUAACUCUGUAUCACUUCAUUCUGAUGAUUCUCUGAUUUAAUAAAGUUUCUCCAGCAUAU